UCCCAACACAUGUGACUACCAAAAGAAGCACUAGAAGCAGGAACCCAUUUGUGUAGCCCCGCACCCUCUUCAGUCCCUCAGUUACUUGAUUGUUUCUUGUUUCCUUCUCCGUCCCUUCCCUAGCUUCAGACUUGUAUGUUUACUUUCGUUGGUUCAUCUUUCUUUAUUCUUUAUGUCUUGAAGUAUGUAUGUGUAAAUUGUAAAUUCUUCAUUUUGACGAUCAGUUUAGACUUCAGACUUCAGAGUAAUGAUUAUUCAUCUGCAUCUGCGAUCAGUGACUGGUAAGUGGUAUGCCAUUGUCCGGUGAUUUGUGAUAAGAAUAAGUUCAUUGAAGAUUUGGCUGUGCAGAACAAACGGAUUGAUCACUCACAAUAAUGGAUCCAAACGAAACACAAAAAAGCGACGAAUGUGUCGAAGACCGAUACGUAUAUUACGCCGCCGUGCCAAGUCUACAGCAAAUUACAUGUUAUCGAAUUGCUCAGCGAAUAUGGUCCAGCUAUAUUUCUCGUUGGAAAAACUGCAACGAUUUGCAGGAAGAAUGCGGCAAUAAAGUACUGGACGUGUUCGGUCUUCCUGACACUUACCUAGAAGACAUACAAGAAAUGCAAGAUCUCCUCAGAUUGCCUCGAACCUUCGAAGUAAUGUUGAUGAGCGCCUCGACCACCGUUAGCUGUGGAAUUAGGUUAUGGAUAUAUCAUCUCGCAUGCUACACCUUGGGAAAGAAAAACGAACGAUACAGUAUUCGCGAUUUGGUUCGUGAUUUCGAUAUAGACUGGUGUGUUUGGUUCCCCAACGGUAGAAUCGAUUACAAAGAAACAGCCAUGAAGUUAUUAAACACCGUUGAUUUGAGUAACGAGCAAAGAUUCGCAAUUUUCAGUGAAUUUUGUAUGAAAAAAGAAAUCGACCAAAUAAAGUUACGUUCGCUGAGUAAAGCAUUCAGAGAAUCGGUGACUUUCGAAGAUAAUCCUUUGGUGCGUUACUGGAUUAACUAUCUAAGAAAAGAUUUAUAUAAAGGUAUACCAACCUCUCCUUAUAGGAUGGUUUACGCUGCUGUGGCUGAAAAAUCUGCCCGUAUUUCGUGGACAGCUUUCGAAUACUUUUGGCAUCUUUGUGGCGUUGCAGAUCAAAUAUCAGUGGCCCAGUAUCUUCUUGCUAAUUUUGAUCACAGAGGAUUCAAUCAUCAGAAACGAGUUCUCUCAAUGAUGUCUUGGUUUCAACAACGUCGUUUAUUCACUCUAGUACCGGAGAAAAUAAUUUCUUAUUUCUGUUUUCGUUCAGACUCGCCCGAGUCUACUUCCUGGGCUAGAAAACAUUGUAAAUUGAAGCAGUCCAGCUUUGCCAGCGUAGUAAAGGACUCAUUGUCAUACACAACGGACGAAGAAAAAAUGAAUCGUUUGAUUGAAAUAUGGGACGCAGCUUCGCCGACACAUCAAAGCGUUACGGUGUAUUACCUACAAUAUGAAAUAUUUUCUCGAUUCAAUAAUUCGAGAUGGGGUCGCCCUUCGCAGUCUGCUUUCAAAUUCUUAAUCAAGUUUUUAUCGCAUCAUGAUGCCCGAUUCAGAGCACGUGAAGUUUUAAGCAACGCAGUUUCAUUGGGAGUAUAUAUUGAUGACCUGAAUUUAUUGAACGAACUACUUGAAUUGAGCUUGCCAAACGCCGAUGAUCAAGCUCGGUUCAAAAGACUGAUUGAAAAAUCUUCCGACUUGAAUAAGACGUGCGUACAUUUAGUGACUUCUGCAAAAUUCGCAGAUUUAAACGCGAAAUUGCAAUUCUUUCUGCCGGAUUCGGACGCCAUACUAAAAUACAAGCAACAAAUGACUUCGGAAUUGAUGAAUGAAGAAUGUUUCCUGUACAAGGCGAGAAAAUGGAAUGCAUUUAGUGCCUUCAUCGACGAAACGUUCCCCAAUGACGCAUCUGCAGCGUUGAAGUUGAAGAAGAAGUAUAUUUUACAUCAAGCGAGGUGUUUUCCUCAUAGCAGAGUAAUUCGUGCUCGCGACGUGAAUCCAAUGAUUCAGAUAGUCGAAUCUGUAUUCAACACCGACAAUGAGAACGAGAAUAUAAAAAAUGUUUUUUUCGAUAGUUUUGUAGCGAUGCUGAAACAAAAAGACUACCGAUGGUAUAAACUGUUUUUUAACGAAAUGUAUUUUCGUCGUUUUGUAAGAUGGUGCCUCGGUGAAGAAGAUCCUGCUGCAGUUCUCAACUAUGAUUGUGGUGCAUUUAUGCAGGCUGUUGUUGUUGGAGUCUUACGUGCCAUAAAUAAUUGUUACGUAGCGAAGGGCGAAUUUAAAGAAGCGUUACUCCAUGAUUUACAUAGAUGCCUUAUGUGGUACUUGUCAGACGAAGAAAGAGUGAAAGAGUACAAGCUGGAAUGGAUUAAAGUGAUCCAUGAUUUAGAUAUUGUUCGAUCUGUUGCGCAACGAAAUGACAACGUAUCUUUAGAGGCUCUUUGGAAUUGGUUUUUUGAUGAAGAUCAAGACGCGAUCCAACAAUUUAAGUCGAAAAGGAUUAAACUUCAGUCAAGUUGAAUUCCUUAUAUCGUGUCAUAUCUUGAGAUAAUUUGUUCAAAAAUUACCUAUGGUGAGCUUUUAAUUAAUAAGAUUUAUUUCGAACUAAGAUACUAGAAUACGAAGUGUUUCAAUACCUAUACCUCUGUUUUUAUUAUUAAAAUGUCGAUUGUUUUUAUUUUUUAGACAUGUAUGUAGGUACGUUGAUUCCUUAAUAAUUAUAGGUACUUUUAAGUUGCAUUUUUUUUAUACUUCGGGUAUUUUUUUUUGAAUUUUUUUAUUUAAAAAGUUUUUGAUUUGUCUUUGUAGCCCAGUCAAAUAGCAGAAAAAAAUGGGCGAACCCAAACAUAAUUGCAAACAAAGGUUUUUUUUGGUGAAUAUUGUCUAGGGUGGUGUGCUGAAUAACAUACUAAAAGUCUCCGCCCCUACCCCACGA
This is a messenger RNA of Planococcus citri (citrus mealybug), 2940 nucleotides long. RefSeq lists its product as uncharacterized. Bases 375 to 2525 code for a protein of 716 amino acids. The record is from RefSeq and is a predicted model, not a curated record. The transcript is spliced from 2 exons. NCBI's taxonomy places the organism in Eukaryota, Metazoa, Arthropoda, Insecta, Hemiptera, Pseudococcidae.